Messenger RNA from Rhizophagus irregularis DAOM 181602=DAOM 197198, 432 nucleotides. RefSeq lists its product as uncharacterized. NCBI's taxonomy places the organism in Eukaryota, Fungi, Glomeromycota, Glomeromycetes, Glomerales, Glomeraceae. The record is from RefSeq and is a predicted model, not a curated record.
UUUCGUUAUAAUGUCAUCAAAAAAUUAUGGACAAAAAACUUGCGGAACACCGUCAUAUGUUCAAAAAUUUCGUUUCGAGAAUAAAAUAAAAAAAAGGAAACCUUUAAAGAAUUGUUACGACUGCAGAGAAAUGAACGACUCUGUCAAACUUUUUUCUAGUAAAGUUAAUAAAAUAGAAGAAGUUAUUAACAAUUUUUAUAAAAAUCCCAUAAAAAAGAAUAAGAAUAAUCAAUUUUCUAUUUUUAAUGCAAAAUUUACUUUAAAUAAUAUUCCUUGCGAAUUAGAAUAUGAUUUAUCGAAAUUUUCUUUAGAAAAUUUACAUAAAUUGGUAAUUUUUACAACUCAACAUUGCAAUAACGAUAAUAAAUAUUCAUCUUCUAUCACAAACACAAUUUUUAUUUAUUCAUUAAGGUUUAUUAAGAAAUUAUUAAG